Messenger RNA from Striga hermonthica, 2418 nucleotides. Lineage: Eukaryota; Viridiplantae; Streptophyta; Magnoliopsida; Lamiales; Orobanchaceae. The record is from the annotation of a GenBank genome assembly.
AUGGCAUUAACAGAUGCAGUAUCUUCUGGAAACGAACACAUAAUUUGUCAAUAUAAAGACAACAUUGUCUCAUUUGGCCAAUUUCUACACCGAAAUCCUUUAAACUUGUCACUUCCUCUUAUUCUGCUGCAGCUUUCUCUGAUCACAUUAACCACUCACACCAUUGAGCUCUGCCUCCAGCCGCUGGGACAAUCCUCGGUGGUGGCUCAUAUUCUUGGAGGUGUACUGUAUGGACCGUCCCUCCUAGGCCACGACCCCAACAUCUCAAUGACACUGUUCCCAAUCCGCAGCGUGGUUAUCCUGGAGACGCUGGCAGCCUUUGGAAUCAUGUUCUUCUUCUUUGCCAUAGGAGUUGGAUCGGACACGGGCAUGAUGUUCCGGCCUGGUCGGCAGUCGGUGGUCAUCGGCAUCUCGGCCAUGUUCUCCACCCUCAUCCUCACUGUCCUAUUCGCCCUCCUUUUGAAGAGCCACGUUGGCAUGGACGAGUCCCUCUCCCAGGCUCUCCCCUUCAUAGCCGCCUCCCAAGGCCUCACCGCCUUCCCAAACAUCUCCUACUCUCUAGCCGAGCUCAAGAUGACAAACAGUCAUCUCGGCCGCAUUGCCAUCUCGGCAGCCAUGUUCUGUGACCUCUUUGGGAUGUCCCUCGUGGGUGUCCUGCUCGCCAUCAUACAAUCGCGCAACGACCCCCUAAGGUCGGCCCUCUCGGUGUCGUCGGCCUUCACGUUUGUGGUGGCCAUGGCGUACGGGUUGGGCCCACUAGUGCGCCGCGUGUCCAAGAAGGUGCCGAGUGUGAGGUCGGUGGGGGAGAGGCAUGUCUUGUGCUUCUUCGUGGGUGUGCUAGGGGCUGCACUGCUCACAGAAACUAUCGGGCAGCACUUUGUGCUGGGACCGCUUGUGCUGGGCCUGCUACUGCCUCAGGGCUGCCCCCUGGGAGCUGCCAUCAUCGCCAGGCUCGAGUACCCGAUUGGGAAGCUCUUGUACCCGACCUUCCUCACGACAAGCGGGCUCAAGACGAAUGUGUUCAAGAUCAACCUGUGGUCACUGUGGAUCGUCACACUGCUCAUGGUGUUUGCAGGUGUCAUCAAGAUUGGGGCCGUUGUGUGCGCCAGCCGUUUCCAAGACAUAAACUUGAACGAUUCUGUUGUCAUCGGGCUCAUGUUGAAUGCAAGAGGGGCGUGCGAGGUCAUUGUGUAUAAUCUGCUACGAGAGUCCGGGAUUCUUACAGAUCAAGAAUUUGCCCUGUGUGUUCUAUCCGUGGUUGGUGUCACAUCCGUGAUCACACCUUUGAUCAAGCACAUGUACGACCCAAGCAGGCGUAAAGUUCCGUUGAGCCGCCGUACCAUCCAGCACCUGCGGCGCAACACUGAGCUGCGCAUCCUCGUGUGCAUCCGUGAGCAGGACAACAUACCCAUCACCGUCAACCUCCUCGAGGCCUCCCUUGCAACCCAGCACAGCCCCGUGGCCAUCAUUGCCGUCCUCCUCGUCGAGCUCGUGGGCCGUGCCACACACAUGGUGGUGGCCCACCAGUCCACCCGCACGCUCCACCCUCUUCAUUCAGAGUCGGGCCCCAUUGUGAAUGCCCUCCGUCAGUAUGAGCUCCACAACGAGCCCUUCACUACUGUCCGCCUCUUCUCCGCCAUCUCUCAUAUGCACACCAUGCACGACGACAUCUUCCGAGUCGCCCUCGACCAUCGCGCCAACAUUCUAAUCCUCCCCUUUCACAAGCGUUGGGAGAUUGACGGCUCUGUAGUCUCUGAAAACCGAGCCAUGCAGAACAUGAACAUAAGGGUCCUUGACUGCGCCCCUUGCUCGGUUGGCAUCCUCGUCGACCGGGCCGUACUCACGGGCUCUGCCUCCAUCCUCAACAACCAAUCCCAAUGCGUGUUCAGGGUCGCUGUCGUCUUUGUCGGGGGACCAGAUGAUGCAGAGGCCCUCUGCUAUGGAUCUCGCAUGGGGGCCCACGCCAGCGUGGCACUCACAGUCGUUCGCUUCCUACUGUUCGGGCGGGACACUGCUAGGGAAAGAAAGCAGGACGGGAACCUAGUGGACGAGGUGCGGCAGGCAAACUCCAACAACCACAACUUUGUGUACCAAGAACAGGUGGUGAAGGAUGGGAUGGGGCUGGCCGGGUCAUUGAGGGGGGUCAGGAACAACUACGACUUGAUGAUCGUGGGGCGGGAGCACCAGGCAUCCGAGAUACUCAUGGGGCUCGGGGAAUGGAGCGAGUGCCCGGAGCUUGGGGUGGUGGGGGACUUGCUGGCUUCUCAAGAUUUCCAGGGGACCGCCUCAGUGUUGGUGCUGCAGCAGCAGAGACUGCAGCCAGGGCAGAAUGCUGGUAAGGACGGGGUGACGAGGCCUGUAGUUGGUGGGUUGCAAGAUCCUCGGUGGGAGAUUUCUAUAGACAAAGAUAGGGCUUAG